ACUAGCAAGUGCCUUUGCAUUCCUCACCUAUAUAAGUUAUAACCACCUACAACCACACCUAUAGUCUAAACAAAUCACUGCUAUGACUUCUUAUUCUUCCCUCCCUUUCAACCAAAAUGAUUCCCAACAAAUGCUCCUUUACCACCCUCAGCCUCAGGCUUCCUACAGAGGGGUCCGAAGGAGGCCGUGGGGGAAGUACGCCGCCGAGAUAAGGGACUCCACCAGGAACGGAGUCAGGGUUUGGUUGGGAACCUUCGACACUGCCGAGGAAGCUGCUUUGGCCUACGACCAGGCUGCGCUGGCCAUGCGAGGCUCCAUGGCUGUCUUGAAUUUUUCUGCUGAGACCGUUCGCCAGUCUCUUCGGAACAUCGACUGUGCUUCUUUCCAACAAGGCUCCUCUCCCGUUCUCGAGUUGAAGAAGAGACAUGCCAUCAACAGAAAAACCCUAAAAAACAAGAACCUCAAACAUCUCAAUAAUCUCAUAGUGUUGGAGGACUUGGGGACUGACUAUUUAGAACAACUUCUUACUCUCUCCUCCCAGGAUAUGGAUAUGGAUAUGAAUGCUUCUUAGUUACAUUACUCAACUCUUGCUUUUUCCUUUCACACCCCACCACCCACUUUCUUCUUCUUCUUUAUCAAUCUUUCAACUAUAUAUAUACUAUACACGCAUAUGCAUGCUUCACUCUUCCACUCCAAUCCAUAUAUACCAAGUCUAACUAAAAUAAAUAAAUCAUUUCCCACGUCUUUUUCCACUUCUCUUCACCUUCAAUCUUCGCCUCUAUAAUAUUAUCCUCUCUUCUUAACAAGUACAUACGUUUUUCCACAUCUAGAUCAAAUUAAUUCUUCCAUGAACUUUUAA
Molecule: messenger RNA, 859 nt
Organism: Cajanus cajan (pigeon pea)
Lineage: Eukaryota; Viridiplantae; Streptophyta; Magnoliopsida; Fabales; Fabaceae
Product: ethylene-response factor C3
Biological process (GO): regulation of DNA-templated transcription; ethylene-activated signaling pathway
Molecular function (GO): DNA binding; DNA-binding transcription factor activity
Source: RefSeq, a predicted model, not a curated record